Messenger RNA from Vollenhovia emeryi, 5767 nucleotides. Its product is annotated as C2 domain-containing protein 3. The transcript is spliced from 12 exons. The record is from RefSeq and is a predicted model, not a curated record. Gene Ontology annotation, cellular component: centriole; centriolar satellite. Gene Ontology annotation, biological process: cilium assembly; centriole elongation. The coding region runs from base 95 to 5206 and encodes 1703 amino acids. Lineage: Eukaryota; Metazoa; Arthropoda; Insecta; Hymenoptera; Formicidae.
AAGUGAUAAGUCUAUGAUAGGUGGUUAUACAUUUAACCUAAAUCCACCAAUAGUUGAGUAAAAGAUCAAUUAUGCAUCGUCUCGCGAGAAACAGAUGGAUUUACAAAUGAAAUCGAGCAGAUCUUUACCGCCAUUAGUUGAAGGCAAAAUUCACGGCAGUUUGAGGCUCGUUAUCAAUGAGGUCCUCUGGAUUAGAAAAAGCCCUGGGGAUGUUACGGUAGUGGCUUCCUGGUGGGGUGAACAUGAUAACGCGCAAUUCAGACCGAGAGACAGUGCCACAGGAACGGAAAGAACGAGUGAGAAUACAACCGAAGUGUACGCUAUAAAAACUAAUGCGAUACUGUUUGAGGAUUAUAUUAAAAACUGCGACGCAAUAGAGCUAGUGAUCAUUGCAGAGAAUACCCAUGAUGUUAUUGGUAGAGGACACGUGGGAGACUUGUCUAAGAUAUUUUCGUGCAGAUAUUAUUCUCAGUUUAUUCCAAUAUUGAGUAACGACAGCCAUGAAAUAGGAAAACUAUAUGUUUCUUUGCAAUUGGUGUAUUUGGCAAAGCUUUUAAAUACGCCAACCAAAACACGCAAGAACAAUAAGAAGGAAAAUAUUUUAUUGUUUGCUAUUAAUAAUUUACAAUGUGAGGAGAAGAUGCCAGUGAGAUCUCGCAAUAAUGUGGAGAGCACUGAAGAAAAAAAAUCUGUAAAAUCUGAAAAGAUUGAUACAUGUAAUACAUAUGGAUCUGUUCUCAAGUCCAAGCGAUCAGAGUCUCGGGAAUCUAAGAAGAAAAUGAAUGAAGUGAUAACGGGCGAGUUGGUUACUCAAAUUGUUGCUAGAGCACAGCAUCUUAGAGAAGCGAUAUUAAAAGAGACUUACAAAGAAGACUCUUCAACUCUGAGCGAUCAGAGUGACUUGAGUAACGGAUCGCCUUCUAAUGCUACAUCUGAAAACAAAAUAAAGCUAUACAAAUAUAUGUUAGGGAUGGAAAUGACUUCUUCAGAGGAAAAGGAAGUCUUAAAUACGCUGAGGUCAAUAUCUCCAAAUUUACGUUCGGCAGAUCUGACAUCUAAAAUGACCACCACCGACAGAGAUGAUAAUACGAAUGUUGGAUGGAACAAAAAUUUUCUUAUACAAUUAGACAACCCUAAAGAAGAUCCAUUGGGUAAAAGUGAGACUUGUACCGAGUUGAAAGAGACAUAUCCUCUAGAUUAUGUAAACAGUAUUAGACUUUUUAUCGAGUCUUUUACAUUGACGUCUGCGGGAUAUAGACGUGCAAAAUCUACAUGUCUGCAAUAUGAUGUACCAUUGUCACUGACAUAUUUUAUUCAAUAUGACACAACAUGUGGAUUUAUAAAGCAAAUAAGUACGAAAUCUAGUAAAGAAACUAAAUUUAUAAGAACGUGUGCUAAAAAACAAGUGGGUCAAGUUGUUAACUUCAACUCUGAAGGUAUCUUUCGUAUAUCAAGACAUAAUAUAAAGAAAAAUCUUGCUUUGAGAUUUAAAGUUUUUGUGAAACAUCGUAACCAAAAAUUCCCUAAUGAAUUAGGAUUUGGUGUCAUGAAUGUCAAUGACAUUACAAGCACCACAAACUUGAGUAGCGUACAAUGUAUAGCCAUUGUCAAUAAGAGCAUCAAAAUGGGUGAAUUAAAGAUUAUGAUGGAAUUAGGUUGCGAUUUUAAUCAUUUUGGUAAAGAAUUUAUUGAUGCUGUAAUGUCUAAAAAAGAAAAUCUUCCUGGUUUGAAAAAAAACUCCCUGAUGAAUUCAAAUAGUAAAAAAUAUAAAAGUGCAACAGGGACUCAUUCCUCUAAAUCUAAUUGCAAAGUUUCAUCUGUGUCUGCCAAGCGAAUUGAGUGUUUAACUAGUAAUAGCAAUAAGGAUAUAAUUAUUACAAAAGAUAUACUGGAACACCAACAACAAAGUUUAGAUAAUAAAAAGAUUGAUACAAGUAAUCCAGAAAGUGAUACUAAAGAUAAGGUUUUACUUCACGGCUUGAUAUAUGUCGCUGAGGGUAAAGAUUUGUUAGAAUCUAAUACCUAUCUUAUAUGUAGAGCGUUUUGGCGUGAGGACAAAGCAACGAGUCAAAUUUGUAAUAAUACAAAAAAUCCAUUCUAUCAUUUUUUCCAACUAGUACCUUUAAUUCAUGGUACAGAGUUAUUGGAGAGAAUCAGAGACAAUUAUAUAAUCAUAGAAGUAUACAAUCGGCAGAAUAGUGGAACAGAUAAUCUGUUGGGAAUAGCAAAACUGCCCGUGCAUCAGUUAUACAUCGCAUAUAGAGAUCCACUUAUUUUACCUCACUUAUUGUUAUCAAAGUAUCCUGUAAUAAGUGUAGACGGUUGGGUUAAUAUUAACGAUCCAGUGAGCGGAAAAUUUUGCGGAAAGCUGCUUGCACUGGUUGCACUUGGUACUGUAGAACAAAUAGCACUACUAGAAGUAUCAAGAGGCCUAAGAAAUACCAAUAAUAUGUCGCGAACGGAUUAUAAUUAUCACUGCUGUGUUCCCGAUAAUACUAACAAUGCAAUAGGCGGCCAAGAGAGUUCACAGUAUAAUGUUCCUGGGGUGUCAAACCCCAGUUCUGAACAAUUCACUCGCAGUAAUAAUUUCUCUCAUGUUUAUAAUACGCCCGAUCAAGAUUUGGCAUCUGUCGAUUAUAAAACUCAAGAAAGUCAAACAGACAUUUCAAGUUUGAAAAAUGCGACAGCGGAAAAACCAACUCAGGAAGCUGUGUUUUCGGAACAAUUAGCUUUACGCACCUUGGUUGAUCGUUUGACAAACGUAUUAGAUAUUGAUAAAGUCAGUACAAACCAGUCAGCUCAAACAGAAAUUAAUCAAGUAGAUGAAGGGGAAAUACAUGGAGAGUUAUGCUUGAAUACACUGAAUAGUAAUAGUCUUGCUGAUGAUAGCGAUAGCUGCAAUCCGAAAAAUGAUUUUCGGUUAUCUACGGAAAUGCACAGAAGUGUUGGUGUCGGUGCUGAAUAUAACGAAGACUUGGAUCAACGGCCAAAUAGUGCUUACAAUAAUGUGUCGAACGCAUCUUCAACGGAAAGGAAUGCGCCAAAAGUAGAAUCAAAUAUUAAUUGCAACGGUUCUUUUUUCCGAUCUGUCAUUGAAAUAGAAUGUGCACUGCAUUUGCCAAGGAUCGAAGAACCGAACGAAUCAGUAGAGCCAAGUACAUACGUAACCUUUCAAAAUUUAACUCGUAAAUUUGAUUCUACUGAUCAAUUAAAUUCAUAUAUAGCUACAAACGUAUUUCUACACAGUUGUAAUCCAAAAUGGAAUUGGAGAUGUGAUGUAAAGCUGUCAACAGACUUACUUUUAAACAAUCAAAAAAGAUUAAUUCUUAAAGUGUGGCACUUGAUUGAUCCAGAUACAUCUAAAGAAAUAAAUUUAAAAAGAGACAUUGUGAUUGGUUUUUCCGCGAUUGAUCUUUCAGUUCUGAUGGCCGGAUUUCCCGCGAUAUCCGGAUGGUUUCAUAUUAUGGAUUUUACUGGAAAAUGCAACGGACAAAUUAAAAUAAGUAUAACACCUCUGGAUAAUUUAUCAUUAUUAGGAAAAUUGGCACCAACUAAUACCAAUUUAUCAAGGUGUAGUAAUUUAUCGGAGGCAAACGGGCCACAUCCGUAUAAUGCGCUUUGCACGAAUACGGAGUUAAAUGGUGCACAUCAAACAUUAUCAUCUGCAAAUCAAAAUAACGACAAAUAUGUACAAAACGAUUGUAGAUUAAAUGUGGAAACUGGUCACAAUUUAGAAGACGUUUCUAUGUCUUUUUUAUCGUCGUCUUUGAAGCAAAAGUUAACCGAAUUAGAUGAGAUCACGAAACGUUUGCAGUCACGUCUGCGUGAUGUCACAAACGCUGCUUUCGAUGAUGAAUUUGAUAAUGAUUUUGAUAUAAUCGAGCCUAACAGUGACAAUGAAAAUACUAACGACAAAAAUAUUGAGACGGCACAAUCCGCAGUCUUGGAAUAUUCUAAUAAUGGAACGUCACAAAUGUCAAAACAAUGUGAAAUACAGAACGAUCGAGACGUAAGUGACGAAAAGCAAACUUCUGCCAACAUAAGCAGUAAUAAUAAUUUACAUUUUGAAUCAGCGUCGAAUAAAAAUAGAGCUAUAAGUUCCGAAACGACCGAUACCGGGUAUUGUUCAAGUUUUAAUACACGUUUCCAUCAACAUUCUGGUUAUUAUCACAAUCAAUAUCAAAAUCGAUAUAGCUCAAUGCACAAUUCUUUAUCGGAUAGCAAUACAGAAUAUCCCGUGCGAGGUACUAAAACACAUAUAAAUCAUCUGCUUGAUAAGCUUUCUUUGGACCUGCCACCUACCACUUCCUCUUCAGAAGUGGCUGUGCCAAUAAGAAAAAACAUUCUAGAGUUAUUUGCAAGUUUACGAGAGCAUAGAAAUAAUUCGCAAGAGAAAGAAAAAAAUGGUCGUGACAUUAAUACUUACACGGUGCUCACGCAAACUGAUAAUGAACAGCAGCACGCUCACUCUCACACGACGAAUUUUAUCGCUUCUAAAACGGCCGUUGGAGAAAAUAUUUCCGUCGAAUUGCCUCGCAACAGAAUAUCGGCGGUAAUACGCGAGGAGUUAGUCGCAGAGGAAAAUAACGACAGUACAAACUGUGAUGAAUUAACAACUUAUUUGAUAACUUCCAACAUACGCCAUAUGGACCUAGAUAGUAUAUUCAAUCCACUUUUAUAUCAGCAUUUAGUGCCAGAUUUGCAAGUUGCAGCUGCUGUAUCGCCGGAAGGAGAAGCUGUGGAACAACUAGAUAAUCGAUACGCAAGAAAUUUCGACAUAGCAACACGCAACAGCAGUGAUAUCGAUCAUCCGAAAGAAAACAAUACUCCAUUUCGAAACGAUGCGCAACUGAAAGAUCAGGCGACUGCUUUAGAAUUUGAUAAAAAGAAGGAACUUUUCAGUUUAACAUCUUCAGAUAUGUCAGAAAAUGUCGAUAGUAGUAUUGACAUGACCGUCAUUUACAAAUCCAGCGAAAAUGAUUUAAUAUCAACUAAUAGUCCGGAAUCGACCGCUACUACAUCACUCAACGAGUCACCUGUACAAGCCGAGGCAGAGAUAAAAGAUUAUUGCUCCAUCUUAUCUGAAUUAACUGUACCUGGAGUGUCAAGACAAGCACCUGAGGGUGGAAAUCCUGUAGAGGAAGUCAAGAUGUCAGUGGCAAAGUGGCAAAGUGAUACCCAAGAUGUAUCAGCAACAGACAGCUAAAUACUCUUGAAUAUUUACGAGAUAAUUUGUAAUAAAGUAGAUUAGACUAUAGAAAGAAAACUAUGUAUUUAUAAGCGCAUUUUUUAAUAAUACAACAUAGUUUUACAUUCGCUAUAAUUACAUCAAGCUGAAAUAAAUGAAUAUUAAUGUCAAUAUUAACGGCAAGUUUUUUUAGUCAGUUUUUUAUUGAAAAUCUCGCGUCUAAUUUGAACAUCUUAACUAUUUGAACUUAAAGUACACUUACAUUAAUUGGUGCUUUAACUUAAUUUAAAUUUAUUUAUUACUAUACAUACUUUUUGUCAUAGAAUAAAAUAUAAUCUUAUUCCGAAGUAACACGAAACUUCUACUGACUGAUGACCGUGUAUACGUAAUAAUAGUAUAAGAUCAAUAUUGAUGUGUCGAAAAUUUUACUAUUCCAGAUAUUUAAACUACUAUAUAUAUAACAUGCGCCUAUUUUUAUAUAAUCUUUGUGUAUAUAGUACCUAGAUAAAUAGAUUUACAAAAAUGCAAUGUAUAAAUAUUAAAAAUAAAAUUAAUCCACAUACAUAUAUAAAAAAAUUU